AGUUCAGUUCAAUCCUGUGACUCGAGUGCGAAGCACGCGUUUUUGAUUUAUGUUCGUGGGGGAGCUGUCAAGAGUGUUGUCAAGUGCUGAAAGUUCUGUGUCUGUUCUGUGUGUUUCCUCGAACAGUGUUGCGACGCGCUUAACCCAUAAGCCGCUGCCUGCUGCCUGCUAAAAGCCUAAUGUGUGGGCUUUUUUUGUGUCGGGUUCUUGGAGUUGCUUAAUGGCGCCGAACCGUGCGUGUUAAUGGCCAGUUAAUGGCUGGGUGAUUAAGGUGCAAUAAACAUAUGCAUAAUUCAGCCAACCAAAAAAACCAACAAGAGCGAACCAAACGUCGUCGAGAACAACAACAAAAAAAGCGGUAAUCAAAUCGUGUUAAUUCCAUCAAUCUAACAACUGUCAUUGGAAACAGAAACAAAUACAAACAACAAGCACACAAGGAAAAGCACUUUGCAACUUUUUGUGCAUGUAACAAGCUAAAGCAAAACAUUUGAUCUAGCCACACCCAGGACUAGUACGACUAGGACUAGUGCGUGGGGGGUGCGUGGGGAUGCUGCAAAGUCGAAUCCCAAUCCCAGUCCGAAUCUGAAUCUGAAACCCAAACCAAAGUGGUGAAAGUGCUAAGCCGCAAAACAACAAGAUAAAUUACUUGGGCCUCCGUCGUUGUCGCAUAUUUCGUUAUCUAAACCAAAUCAACAACAACAACCAACAACAACCAACAACAACAAUAACAAUUGUAUCUGUGCGAUUCAGCGAGUGUCGUGUUGCGUGUCGUAAUCGUUGCAUACUUUGAGGCGCUCGCCGAUGCGCACAUGGCGUAUGAUUUAUGCGCUUGUUGUUCUUGGUGCUGCUGCUGCUGCUGUGAAACAAGUUGGAGAACAGCAAAUUAGUUUAAAAGCAAAACAAGCAAAUUGAAUUUACAGUAAAACAAAAGCACACACAAAAUAACAAAAAAAACAAAGUUUUACACGCGCCACAAAAAAUAAAAGAAAAUAAAAAAAAAAGACAAGCAAAGUUACGUGAGUAAGAGAAAAGAAAUCUUGAAAACAAAUUAACUGCUGAGCGGGCACUAAAAAGCGCCAAAAGGAAGUUCACGCGAAUAGGAUAUAGAUAUCGAAAUCUAUAUAUAUACACAAGUAUAUACAUUUAAAAAGAUACACGCUACUCGACUCAUCUUGUUAUUGGUCCCGUGUGAGCGCUUAGCUUACUCCGCAGCUGGAGCGUUUUCUGGCAGGACUCUUGUUGCUCUUUCAAACGCUGACUCUAAUUGGACGAGCAGCAACAACAACAGUAACAAAGAUAUCAUAUAAAAGACCACAGCGAAUUACGCGCUUAAGUGAGGACUGACAACAACUACAACGAUCAUAACAAUAAAGUGGGGCUAACAAGACCCCGGGAAAAAUACCGAAAAUAAAAAUAAAAAUACAAAAACGAGCAAAAUGUUGUUUGCCCGCCCAGCAGCGAGAAUGUCCAGAGCCAAUUUCGGAUUACUCAACUGGCUCAUCAGUUGGCUGCUGUUGAUGCUGCUUAAAGGCUAUAAUGCUGCGAUAGCACCAACGCCACCAACAACAACAACGACAACGGUCUCACCCUCGAAUCUGUUGCCCUAUUUCGACUUUGAUGUGCCACGCAACUUGACCGUCACCGUGGGCCAAACAGGAUUCCUGCAUUGCCGCGUCGAGCGACUGGGGGAUAAGGAUGUCUCGUGGAUACGCAAACGUGAUCUGCAUAUCCUCACCGCUGGCAGCACCACCUACACCUCCGAUCAGCGUUUUCAGGUUCUGCGACCAGAUAACUCUGCCAAUUGGACACUGCAAAUCAAAUAUCCACAGCCGCGUGACUCUGGCGUCUACGAGUGUCAAAUCAACACAGAGCCGAAGAUGUCCCUCUCCUACACAUUCAACGUUGUGGCAGAGCUCAAAGCGGAAAUCUUUGGACCCAGCGAUCUGAUGGUUAAAACGGGCAGCGACAUUAACCUAACCUGCAAAAUUAUGCAAGGCCCACACGAGCUGGGCAACAUAUUCUGGUACAAAGGCAGCGAAAUGCUCGACAGCAAGAAUGAGAACGAAAUCGACAGCUCCAUGGCCAGGAUACGAGUUGAGGAUGAUUGGUCGGAUGGCCUGACUUCCAGAUUAAAAAUCAAGCGUGCCAUGCCCGGCGACACCGGCAACUACACCUGUGUGCCGACAGUGGCAAAAACCUCCAGCGUCUACGUGCACGUAAUUAUUGGUGAACACCCGGCGGCAAUGCAGCACAAUUCGAGCAGCAACAGCAACAGUUUCUAUUGCGGAAUUUGUUGCAUGCUGCUGAGCAUCGUCUCCUGCUGCCUGCAGCAUUGGUAUGUGAGUGGUGCGACGUCUGAGACAAUGGCCGCGCUGUUGCAACUGUCAAAGUUGCCACCGAGGCAAUUGUCGCACUACCCAACAACAGUUGCUGCGACAGCAGCAGCAGCAGCUGCAGCAACAGCAACAGCAACUACAUUUAAUGCCCGCCCCCGUCCCAGCAAUCGCCUCGAUAGUCGACGGCUUGUGCAGUGCAUGAGAUGAAGGAAUGGAACCCCCAAGGAUAUGAUGGUGAACUCUACAAUCAUCGCAAUGCUAUUGAUAACGAUGACGAUGAUGAUGGGAAUGAUGAUAUAAGGAAGCUGCAGUUUAGUUAAAUUCAAGACAUGAUUGAAUCGAAUCGAAUCGGAUCGCAUUGAUUUCGUAUUUAAAGAUAAACAUGCACUUAGUGAAUAACAAAAAACUCUCUAACUUUAAGCGAUUUCGAGUAAGUUUAGCCAAGCAGACGGAAAACGGAAUCAACCAUGGAGAACAACACAAAAAAUAUAUAUAAAAAGCAAACAAAAUAAUCAGAAUAAAUAAGUAUCUCUUUAUAUAUAAACAUAUAUCGAUAACUAGUUAAGAGUUAAGCCAACUGUAGAACAGCAAACAGCAAAUGCACUUGUGGUCACAAAAGUAAUUCACAAUUUGCAAUAAAUAUUUCUUUUGAUGUAAGUAUUUUGUUAUCUUAAUAUUGUCAGAUAAAACCCAUUUUGUGAUCACUUGGCGCAUUUGUUGGCGCACCACUUCACAUGCCAAUAGAAAAACAGUUUACCGACAUUUCUCAUUAUGAAUUAAGACUUACUAGCUAUAAAUAUGCUUCAUAUUCAACCCCCGUCAGUCAGUCGAUCGUAUAAAAACUUCUGUCGCUCACUGUUAUUCGAUUAGCCCAAAAAUCAAAACACAAUACAACAAAAUAUUCGCUGUAAAUAAAUAGCAUUCCGCAGGUUUUUAGUGUAUUCAAAUUCGUAUAUUUAAAGUUUAUUUUCAGUAGUACUGAGUAGCAUCCAAAAUUUUCAUAUGAUUUGCUCAUUUAAAUCGCAAAUUUAAAACCACAUAAAAGAACAUCACAAGUCGAUUUUUAGCAAACCCUGGCAGAUGAGGUAUUUUAUAUAUAUAUAUAUUUUUAAAUAUUAAAAGAGUGAUAUUUCAUUUAUCAAUAUAGUCUCUUCUACUUUUCAUAUGCUAUAAUCAAUCAAUUGAAGAAACAGUGUUUUUAAUAAUAGAUAUUUAAUUAAAUUUACCAUUAAUUUAGAUUAGAAAUUGCAAUUGUGUUGUCUUUAUAAUUUUGCACAAAAUUCAAUGCUCGAUAUUGUCAUUCAACACUCGAUUAGUUCUUAACCCCACGUUCAAAGUGGAAAACUAUCUGCUAGGGUAAAACAGUAUGAAAUCAAUCAGAAUUU
Molecule: messenger RNA, 3721 nt
Organism: Drosophila sulfurigaster albostrigata
Lineage: Eukaryota; Metazoa; Arthropoda; Insecta; Diptera; Drosophilidae
Gene: dpr1
Product: zwei Ig domain protein zig-8
Exons: 8
Coding region: 1437-2543 (368 amino acids)
Biological process (GO): synapse organization
Cellular component (GO): neuron projection membrane
Source: RefSeq, a predicted model, not a curated record